GACGAGAAAGGGCCGAAAGUCCACGAGCCUGGAAUUAAAAUGUGCAUAACACCCAACAGAGUAAUCUUUUUUUCUUUCUACCUAUGGAUCCCUCAGAUCAAAAUCCACUAACAAUCCACCUAGUCACAACAACUAACUCGCCCGAGUUCACUCAUCUGACUGAGUCUCUGACUCGUUCUUCCAUCAUCGGGCUUGACGCAGAGUGGAAGCCCGUUCGAGGUCACCAAUCCACAUUCCCCACCGUCGCUCUUCUUCAACUCGCUUGCCAACUCAGACCUCAAUUCGGCUCAGACUCGGCCGAGUCACUUGUUUUUCUGCUUGACUUGUCCCUAAUUCGGCUAUCUUCAAUAUGGAAAUUACUCAAAGAGGUUUUUGCCUCUCCUGAUAUAUUGAAAUUGGGAUUUAGAUUUAAACAAGAUUUAGUUUACUUGUCUUCAACUUUCUGCUCACAAGGUUGUGAUCCUGGGUUUCACAAGGUGGAACCAUAUUUGGAUAUUACUAGCAUAUACCAUUUUCUGCAACACAAGCAACGAGGAAGGAAGAUACCGAAAGAGACGAAGAGUUUGGCCACAAUUUGCAAUGAAGUCUUGGGGAUAUCUCUUUCAAAGGAACUUCAAUGCAGUGAUUGGUCACAUCGUCCUCUUACAGAAGAGCAAAAAGCAUAUGCAGCAAUUGAUGCCCACUGCUUGCUUGAAAUUUUUAAUGUCUUUCGAGCCAAUGUUUCUAAAGAAGGGGAAUUUUAUAAUAAUGUGAUGGAACUGCAAUCUUCCAAUAUAAUUAGUCAUGGGUUGAAAGAAAUUCUUGAAAGGUUUGAUGCUGGUGAUGCACUUAUCAGGACCAGGUUUUCUGAAGCAUUGAACAUCAUCCAAGCUACUGUUGCGUCUGAGGAUUCUCACAGAAUAGCCAGGGGUGAGAGAGUAGUUUCAAUAACAUCAUCCAUCAAUACUCUGCCUAUGGAUGAAUUACUCUUGAAUAUAGUAAGAAGAUUUGGUGAAAAAAUUGUAUUGGGAGAAUCUGACAGGAAACCAAAAGCCUUUAGAAAGAAAGGGAAGAAACGGUCUUCAAUUGUGACUUGCAGAGAAAAGCUAUUAGGCAACAUCUGUGACUGGCAAGGCCCCCCACCUUGGGAUUUUUCCUUAGGUGGUGAUGGAUGCCCCAAGUUCCUGUGUGAUGUUAUGGUUGAAGGCUUGGCAAAACAUUUACGAUGUGUGGGGAUAGACGCAGCAAUUCCAUAUUCAAAAAAGCCUGAAUCCAGAGAAUUAAUAGAUCAAGCAAGGAAGGAGCAUAGAGUGCUUUUGACGCGAGAUGCAAAGUUAUUGAGAUUCCAGUACUUGAUAAAGAAUCAAAUAUACAGAGUGAAGAGUCUUCUUAAAAAUGAACAACUUCUUGAGGUAAUUGAAACUUUUAAAUUACAAAUUAGUGAGGAUCAGCUGAUGUCAAGGUGCACCAAAUGCAAUGGGAGGUUUAUUCAAAAGCCACUGUCAACAGAAGAGGCUGUUGAAGCUGCAAAGGGCUUUCAGAAAAUACCAGACUGCUUGUUUAACAAAAAUUUAGAGUUCUGGCAGUGCAUGGAUUGCAACCAACUUUACUGGGAGGGAACUCAAUACCAGAAUGCAGUUCAGAAGUUCAUUGACAUCUGCAAGUUGAACGAGUAACUUUUAAGGAUAGAUUGGUGCUUUGUACAGUAAUUGUAUGGGAAAAUGUAGGCCAAGAGACUUGAGUUUUGACCAUUGGAUCACUUUAAUCUAACAUACUCCUUAGCUUGUAUUUUUUAUGAUAUUUAAACACCUUUUGACAUGUAUUUCAUUUAAUUUGUCUAUGUGUAAUAUAUAUAGGUGUUUUAAUGUUAUCAUUAAUAAAAUUCAGGUGUUUAAGAGAUUUUAAAAGUAA
Ricinus communis (castor bean) is the source of this 1890-nucleotide messenger RNA. RefSeq lists its product as uncharacterized. Gene Ontology annotation, molecular function: 3'-5' exonuclease activity; nucleic acid binding. Lineage: Eukaryota; Viridiplantae; Streptophyta; Magnoliopsida; Malpighiales; Euphorbiaceae. The record is from RefSeq and is a predicted model, not a curated record. The coding region runs from base 84 to 1655 and encodes 523 amino acids. Gene Ontology annotation, biological process: nucleobase-containing compound metabolic process. The transcript is spliced from 8 exons.